This is a messenger RNA of Phyllostomus hastatus (greater spear-nosed bat), 4513 nucleotides long. It is a transcript of the gene NCS1, whose product is annotated as neuronal calcium sensor 1. The record is from RefSeq and is a predicted model, not a curated record. Gene Ontology annotation, molecular function: calcium sensitive guanylate cyclase activator activity; calcium ion binding. Lineage: Eukaryota; Metazoa; Chordata; Mammalia; Chiroptera; Phyllostomidae. The coding region runs from base 377 to 949 and encodes 190 amino acids. The transcript has 8 exons.
GUAACCAGGGACGACCGGGCAACACCGCGGCCGCGCCGGCGCCCGGCCCAGCGCAGCUCGCGCCGCGGCGCUCGGAGAGGGCGGCGGCCGACGGACGGCUGGGCCUGCCCAGCGGCUGUCCCGCGUCCCGGGCCCCGCGCCGCGCCCAGGGCGGCCCAGGCGCCGCCAGCCGCGCAGCGCAGCGCAGCGCCCCGGAGCCCCGCGCCCGGGCCGCGCGGGCACGGCGCAGACAAAGGCGCGGCCGGGGCUCGGCCCAGCCCGGCUCGCCGGCCUCCGCGCGCCCCGCCCCGGCCGCCCCGGCCCGCGCCCGCCGAGUCGCUCCCUCUGAGCGUCCCGCCGGGGUCCGGCCCGGGGGCGGGGGCCGCGGCCGCCGAGGAUGGGGAAAUCCAACAGCAAGUUGAAGCCCGAAGUUGUGGAGGAGCUGACCAGGAAAACCUACUUUACGGAGAAAGAAGUCCAGCAGUGGUACAAAGGCUUCAUCAAGGACUGCCCCAGCGGGCAGCUGGACGCGGCGGGCUUCCAGAAGAUCUACAAGCAGUUCUUCCCGUUUGGAGACCCCACCAAAUUCGCCACGUUCGUGUUCAACGUCUUUGACGAGAACAAGGAUGGUCGGAUCGAGUUCUCGGAGUUCAUCCAGGCGCUGUCGGUGACCUCGAGGGGGACGCUGGACGAGAAGCUGCGGUGGGCCUUCAAGCUGUAUGACUUGGACAAUGACGGCUACAUCACCAGGAACGAGAUGCUGGACAUUGUGGACGCCAUUUACCAGAUGGUGGGGAACACGGUGGAGCUCCCGGAGGAGGAGAACACCCCCGAGAAGAGGGUGGACCGGAUCUUCGCCAUGAUGGACAAGAACGCCGACGGGAAGCUGACGCUGCAGGAGUUCCAGGAGGGCUCCAAGGCAGACCCCUCCAUCGUCCAGGCGCUGUCCCUCUACGACGGGCUGGUAUAGUCCAGGCCCAGAGCUGGGAUGCCUGGGAACCGCCCGAGUCCUCCCGUGCCACAAGGCCGCCUCGGCCCUGACACCGCCCUCCUGUGUCCACCCAGCCUUUCUCCGCGCCCACACCCGGCCGGGCUGCCUCGGACGGCGAGGCCCCUCCGCCCCCCCGCCCUGCACCCACCCGCCGCCUGAAGCCACUGGCUCCGAUUGCCAACAACCUCUGCUUGUCCAGAAAACAACAUGAAACGGAAAAGGCUCCAGCCCUCUGCAAAACCAAGGACUCAGCUGCUUCGUGGGCAGCAGCCGGCCCCCAGAUCCCCCGCGCGUGUGCUUUUGUUUUUUUAUUUCAAACAGACAUUGAGAAAAAAAAAACCCACGUCCUUCUAUUCUAGAAGAUUCAGACUGACAGAUGGGAAGAAGGCCUCGCGGACCUCGGAGAACUCUGCUUUGUCCUUCCACCACCAGAGAGGCCACGGAAGUCACGGCCUGGCUGCGGGUGGGCUCGCGUGUCCGGGGCUGCCUGGUGGACGUUACAUGUCGACCUGCCUUCGAGCCACCGACCACCUGCCCGUCCCGGAGGGUCAAUCGUGAUGAUGAUGACGAUUUUCUCUGAUAACAGUAUUGUGUUUUUUGUGGGGAAAGUGAGCUUUGUUUUUUUAUAUACAUAUGUAACUGAUACCUGUUAUUUAUUGGUCGUUAACUGUUGCUGCUGCCUCUGUGUCCGAAGCUCCAGGGAUGCGUGGUCCACCGUCUGUGUAGGUGGUACUCACCCGCCUGCCCCCGUGCCUGGGACGACGGUGGCCAGCAGCGGCCAAGAAGCCAAAAACUUUCUUUUUUUUUUUUCCUCCAGAUACUGUGCUUGAUGUUUGGAGAGGGGAAAGGUGGGCUUCUUAACUGGCUGAUGCACUGUUCCCUCCAGCCUGGAAUGCCCCUCCUUCCACCCCUUUCCUCUGCUCCCUGUCCACGCCCUGCCUGUCCUGGGUCUUCUUCUGGGUCUACGACAUCUUUUCUGAGGAUGCACGGGGGACAUCUUCCCGUCUCUCAGCUCCUGCUUUGGUGUUUGUGGCAGCGCAGGGAAUGGAGGGGCUCGUCCUGGGGCCGGGAGCCAGGCAGGGGGUGGGUACGGAGGGAGGAGGGAGGAAGUGAGCUUGCGAAGACCGGGUGGGUUUGGAAAAUCGUCAGCCCCUCCCUUCUUGCUUGUCUGCUUGUCUGCCUGGCCCGCACGCUGGGAGGGGGGCGAGAAGGGUGCCGGUCAUCCUGUCCGGGUGGCAGCCGCUCCUCCAGGCCGUGUCCCACCUGUGCUCAUAGGAAGGGUGUUAGCUUUGUCCCCAGAAAGGACGGCCCCAGCACUGCCAGCAGGGAAGUCAGACGGCCAUGGACCCCAGGCUGGGAGCCCGAGGCUGGCUGUGGCUCUGAGUUGGUGGGCCGCCCCCUGCCCUCUCCGGGCCCCAGCUGCCCGGUGGCAGAGCCGGGGGGCCUGGCUGACUGACGUGGAAUGCCCCCUCCACUCUGACAUCAUAAAAUUCUAAGUCUGAAUUCCCUGCACGUGGUGAUUCGGUGGUCUGUGGCUGUGAGUGCCAGACCCCAGCAGACACGGGGACCGUCUGAGUCACUGUUCUGUCUCUUGUCACACGUCUUGGAGGACAUGGCAGCUGCUGGUUGUGGUGUGUGGGGUCAGACGACACACCGUGUCCCUCCCUGCAGUGCUUCCUGGCCCCUCCUGGACUCUCGGGCUGUCUUUUUGGCCCAGAACUGGUCCUCACCCAGAGGAGGUGGCUGGGGUGACAAGCAGCCCCCCAGACUAUUUUGGGCCUGAGUCUAGAAUUCCUGCAGCGACUCUGCAAAGCCAGCGGCCUGUCGCCUCCCUGCGCCUCCCAGCCCCGGAGCUGGCGGCGCUGGCCUCGCUCCCACUUUGAAUUGCCCUUGGUCUCCACUUUGCACUUUCCCAGGAGGCCGGAGCUUCUCCUGCUGAUUAGCCCCCAGACCACGGACCCUCCCCAGAGGACGCCCUUUGAGAGAGGUUUCUGCCGGUGGGGCUGCACCCCGAACCCGAGCGCCCACCCUUCUUGCACGUGCAGGCCCUUUGGCUGCACGAUGCCCCCACCCUAAGCCCCCCAGAUCCUGUGGGGACAGGAGCAGCAGGUCCACAUUCACAGGUGACUUUGAAGGCUGGGCUCUUCGCAGCCCCUGCGGUCACCUUUCUGCUCAGGCCACUGGCCCAGGAGGCCCAGGACUCACCUCCAAGUUGUGCAGUUCCUUCACCUGGCUCUGACCUGAGACCCUACAAACUUGGCCACUUGGGGUCAGACGGGAGGAGAGAGGGGCCCUUCCCGGGUCAGGUGGCUCUCUGGCCUCUGCCUGAGCCUUGGCUGCUGCUCGGGUCCAGCAGAGGGGAUGCUGAUGGACAGCCUGUCCCGGGAGAGGCGUCAUGGGAGAAGGACUGUGGCUGAGCGUCCUCCACAGUUAAUUCAGCAUGUGGGCCCCUCAGGCCGAGGCCUCAGUUGACUGACUGGCAGACAUCCACAGAGCGUCGGCAGGCAGGGCCUUGCGGGUGGUGGCUUGGCCUUUUGGUUUGGAGCCUGGGGCACGCCUUUUGGCCUUAGCCGGUGGCACUGUGGACCCACGCCUCAGGCAUGCCCUGGGUACAUGCUGAGACAGCUCAGAGCUGCCCAAAGGGCCACCCUUCUUCCUGGCAGCGUGCUGGACACUGGCCAUUGGUGCCUGAGUUUGCCAGGCCGGGACAGGUCUGUCACCACCUCUCAGCUGUGGCACCUUGGAACCCACAGCGGCCUGGGGGCCUCUCUCCCUAGCACCCUUUUCUACCCGAGGCCCAGCCCCGUGAGAUGCUGCUCUCUGGGGACCCCAGGCCAGCAGGGGACCAGGUUCUGGGGCCCAGGAUGCAGGGUGCAGCCGCAGGCAGCUGGCCCAGCCCCUUCCUUGCAGCAUCUGCCCCCCACUCUGUGUUGAUGGAGAACGUCACAAGUUCCCAGUGUUUAACCAGGCAAGGUUGAGGGUAAGGUCAAGGCAAACAUUUGUGUCCCUCUCUUUCCCUGAAAUGCUUUUGACAGCCAGUGACCUAGAUGACAGGCGCACCUGUGCUUUCUGGGACAUUGUCUCUUUCUGUGUGUUGGGGGGGGGAGAAAUUGGAGUAUGGAGUUUCCCUGGGAGAGGCAGCCUCUCCCUGGAGAAAGGCCGUGCCCUGGUGGGGACCCUCCCUGUUCCCACCGCAGCUUCCCCUUCUAAGGGAUCCAAGAGAAUACGGGCGCGCCCCCUGGUGGCGGUGAGCUGCAAAGGCAUUUGAGGGGCUUCAAUCGGCCAAACACAGGUGAUUCCAGGGGGUGGGAGGCUGCAGAUGGUGGGCAGGUGUGAGUAAGGGGCUGCGAUCACCCCUGAGCCCUGGGCCUCCCGCCCAGGGUUCUCCAGGUGCCCCUCUUCCAGGCGAGCCCAGGGAUAACAAGGGAAUUAGCAUAAGGGCACUUUGACAAGGAGCCUUGCCCCCCCCAAUUUUUUUUUUAAAUAUCUGCAGAAUAAACCCAAUGGUUGAUUUUUGAAUGAAUAAAAGGCUUUUGUUGAAUA